CGUAGUUGAGUAGCAGGAAGUAGGAGUGACCUGAGCGGGGACUAAUUCGAUUCGCGUCAGAUAGUGCGAGCCAAACGAAAAUCCCACUCUCGAGCGACCAUUGGUUUUGUUAUUCGAUCAGCUGCGCUGCCAUUGAUUUGAGAUGGAUCUUCGAUUCACCCCCUUCCUUGUCCUCUGCCUCGCUGUCUUUUCCCGCAGUAGAUCAUCAGCUGAAGCUGAUACUGCGAAAGAGAAGACUCUAGCAAUGGUGAAACCCGACGGGGUGGAGGGUAACUUUGUUGACACUAUAAAGAAAGCCAUUUUGGAUUCUGGAUUCGCCGUUACACAGGAGAUGCAGCUUAAGUUAGACGAGGAUGUCGUGACACGUUUUUAUGCAGAGCAUUCUUCCAAGGGCUUCUUUCCGAGCCUCGUUCGAUACAUGACAAGCGGAUCUGUGGUGAUCAUGGUUUUGGAGAAGGAAAAUGCUGUAGCCGAUUGGCGGGAUUUAAUAGGACCUACCGAUGCAACCAAAGCAAAAGUGACACAUCCGAAGAGUAUCAGAGCAUUGUGCGGAAUCGACUUGCAAAGAAACUGUGUUCAUGGCUCCGAUUCGCCACAAUCUGCCGCCAGAGAGAUAUCCUUUUUCUUCAAUGAGGCAUUUUCAGCAGUUGCUUCAAAGCACGACGAGUUAUGAAGUGAGUCGUUGUUCAUACAAAUCGACAAUCUUGGUACACCGGGAAGCUUACAGGUCCUAAAAUUUAGUUUUGGAUUAAAGUGUAUGAAGAGAAGACUGUGAGUUUAGUUAGUCCACUUUGAUUGAGUUCAAGUUUAGUUUUUGCUUGCAUUUUAGGCAACAAGAGUUUCCAAUUAUGGAAAGUCUCGAUAGAUGAUAUGUAUGUAUGUAUGUAUGUCCCCCUUCCCCACCCCACCCCCCCCUAGAGACUCGACUUGACUCCUUCAUCACAUGGCCUAUUACCCCUUCUUGGGUGCAGAAAACAAAGGGUUUAAAUUCUUUUUCUU
Molecule: messenger RNA, 999 nt
Organism: Andrographis paniculata
Lineage: Eukaryota; Viridiplantae; Streptophyta; Magnoliopsida; Lamiales; Acanthaceae
Product: probable nucleoside diphosphate kinase 5
Exons: 5
Coding region: 143-673 (176 amino acids)
Biological process (GO): GTP biosynthetic process; CTP biosynthetic process; UTP biosynthetic process
Molecular function (GO): nucleoside diphosphate kinase activity
Source: RefSeq, a predicted model, not a curated record